Molecule: messenger RNA, 1126 nt
Organism: Entelurus aequoreus (snake pipefish)
Lineage: Eukaryota; Metazoa; Chordata; Actinopteri; Syngnathiformes; Syngnathidae
Product: reticulon-2-like
Exons: 7
Coding region: 89-700 (203 amino acids)
Source: RefSeq, a predicted model, not a curated record
GGCCAAAAACAGCUCUCAGGGGGCGCUCGAGGGGAACACGGUGGCACAAGAGAGGGUGUAAGGGGAAGCGCCUGAAGCGGCUACCAAGAUGGCCAGCAAAGUGAUGGACUUGAUCUACUGGAAGGACACGGAGCGAACGGGCAUAGUGCUGACGGGCUUAGUGGUGGUUCUACUGAGCUUGUUCCAGCUCAACGUCAUCACAGUGGUCUCCACGUUGUCCCUGAUCAUCAUGUGUGUCACCAUCCCAGUGCGCUUCUACUACAGAAUACUCUACACCCUCAAUUGGGGCGACGGAGUACACCCCUUCAAGUCCUACUUGGACAUGGACAUCAGCCUGAGCGGAGAGCACGCUGACCUGGUCAUGCAGAAACUCAUCGUCAUGACUCUGUCUGCCGUGGACAGUCUGAAAAGACUCGUCUUUGUCGGAAACCUAUUUGACUCUCUCAAGUUGCUGUUUCUGCUGUACCUUGUCACGUACAUUGGAGAUCUGUGCAAUGGCCUCACCCUCCUCAUCAUAGGAGUGAUCGCUCUCUUUUCUUUGCCGCUUUUCUACCGACAGCGUCAGGAGCAAGUGGACCGGGUGAUAGCAAAAAUCCAGGCCCGAAUUGACAACAUUAAGGACUUUCUGCAAAGAUUGGCCCAAGGUGGCGGCCCUCCACCCGACACGACCCCGUCUGCUGCCAAACCUGAAGGCCAAUAAACUCCGGAUGUCAGGUUGAAGAAGAAGAAGCUGCAGGCGGUCACUGCGAUGUCUUACCAGCAGUCUGAGAGCUCCACCAAACCAGGAGAAGAAGACGAGGGACGUUUACUUAACUGGAGGGUUUACAUGCGGCACUUUAUGUGCUGUUCAGUGUGUGUGUAAGUUAUUGGCCUACUAACUUCGAAGUGGUUUUAAAUGUCUGUUGACAAGCUGUCGUCCAAAUGGAAGGAAAUGGAAACAAAGUGAGGAAAGGGAGGUGAGAGGUCAGGGUGAAAAAAAAAAACCAGGGGUCAUCGUUACUCAUGGCAUCGAGUCUUCAUUGUCAUGACUGAAUCGUGUGAGUGUGUGUGUGUGUGUGUGUGUGUGUGCGUAUGUGUGUGAGGUAAAUGAAGUGUAACAAUCAAUUAAAGUCACUUCAUCUUUCUU